This is a messenger RNA of Musca vetustissima, 2065 nucleotides long. It is a transcript of the gene nvy, whose product is annotated as protein CBFA2T2. The record is from RefSeq and is a predicted model, not a curated record. Gene Ontology annotation, molecular function: transcription corepressor activity. Gene Ontology annotation, biological process: negative regulation of DNA-templated transcription; DNA-templated transcription. The transcript is spliced from 6 exons. Lineage: Eukaryota; Metazoa; Arthropoda; Insecta; Diptera; Muscidae. Gene Ontology annotation, cellular component: nucleus. The coding region runs from base 9 to 1985 and encodes 658 amino acids.
UGUGGUAGAUGGCUCUCGACGGUAAAACAAUUAUUAAAGAGGAAAUAACAGAUAAAGACGCCUAUGAGGCAGCAGCAGCAUCAGCAGCAAAUUCCACACGAAGAAAUAAAGCCACAUCAAACUCUUCCAGCAGCAGUAAAGAUUCCACCAUUACCACCAAUUCAAACGGUAGCAAUUCCAAUUCCGGCACAAAUCCCAACGGCGGAUCAUCAUCUAAUUCACGAUCUUGUCGUACACCCGAUUCACCGGAAUCUGCCAGAGCUGUAGCUCCACGUUCACCAAUGUCUCCACAGCUGCAUCAACAUCACUCCAGUUUAGCUCCACCGCCACGACCGAAUCGUAAUGCCAGUGCAUCGCCGGUUAUAAAUGGAGCAACAACAACACCGCCACCACCACCACAACAAAGCCAGGCAGCAGCAAACGCACAAACUACACAGGCUGCUGUAGCAGCUGCAGCGGCGGCAGCAGCUCACGUUGAACAGGCCCGCCUUUUGGGUAAAAUACGUAAAUUCCUUGGCUCUCUGGUACAGUUGGCCCAAGAUGUUCAUCCCGAGGUGAGUGAUCGAGUGAGGGCCUUGGUAAUAUCCUUGGCCAGUGGAGGCAUUAGUAUCGAUGAGUUUCGCAUGGCCCUGCAGGAGGCUAUUAAUUUGCCGCUGAGACCCUAUGUCAUUCCACUACUGAAAAAUCACAUUUCUCUGUUGCAAAGAGAAAUUGCUGCCCUGGCAAGAGCCACCAAUCAGACCACUCUCCAAUAUGUAACCAGCAAUGAAAGUACCGUCAUGGAAUUCUCUCCCCACGGUCCACCGGCUGAAUACAGUGACAUUUUUGUCCAACUCGAUGGUCAAUCGAACGGCAGUGGCGCCGGUGCCACUAGUUUGGUAUUCAAACGAAGACCUUCCGAUACUCUAAUGGAACCACAUGGUCACAAUGGCGCCCAAGAGUGGAGUGAUUAUAUGGCCGCAUAUCCACCACCGAAACGUUUGCAUGCCCAUAAUCCACAUGCACCGGCGCCAGAAUCUCGUAUACCCUUUGCCUCGGCACAACCCACCAUUUUUGAUUAUUCCGCCACUGGUGUGGCCGCCGCCCAAUCCGAAGGUUCCUUUAAUAAUUUAAUGGAGAAGGCAAGUCAUCGAGACGAUCGAGAUAUACGCUCAUCGGUGCCGCAAGAACCACCAGCUCAUCGGCCGUUGGCUCGCAACGUAAUGCCAGCAGCUAGUAGUGGUCCGGGUGGAGGAGCACCGGGCGGCAGUGGACCGAUGCAGGGUGAGGAAGAAUGGAAAAAUAUCCACACUAUGUUGAAUUGUAUUUCCGCCAUGGUGGAUAAAACAAAACGAGCCAUAACUAUUCUGCAGCAACGGGGAGUGGAACCACAACAGCCCAGUUAUGGAGAAGUUACACCAGCCACUCUAAUGGAAAUUAGGCGUCAAACUGAGGAAAAGGUGGCCGAAUUUAAACGGAAUGCUGAAGAUGCUGUCAAUCAAGUCAAACGCCAAGCUGUUAUUGAAAUUCAAAGAGCCGUGGUAGCUGCCGAGACGCGAGCAGCUGAGGUCAUGGCCCAAGAACGUUUGCGCAUGGAAAAAUUCUUUGUGGAAAUGAGUCGACAUUCCGGCAGUGAACGUGAAUUGGACAACAAAUCACCCUCCAUAGGUGCUAGUCAAAAUGCUUGUUGGAAUUGUGGGCGCAAGGCAACAGAAACCUGUUCCGGUUGUAAUUUAGCCAGAUAUUGUGGUGCUUUCUGCCAGCAUAAGGAUUGGGAACAUCAUCAUCAGAUUUGCGGCACCACCCGAACAACAGAUCUCUCCACCAAACACCCAUCACAAGUUAUACCCCUGUCGGCGACAAUACGCGGUGCCGUCACCCGUUCACCACCCACACCCGUACAGACAACCGGACAUGGACCAGCGCAAUCAAGUCAAGCCACCAGCAGUGCAUCGUCGGCACCGCAACCGAGUUCAUUGGUAGCCAAUGGUAUUGGCUCCAAAUGACGUAUUCGCAUGAUGAAACCCAAAAAGAAGUACAUGUGCUAGUCAAAUUACUACAACAACUACUACUACUAUUAUUAUUA